This is a messenger RNA of Naegleria gruberi, 702 nucleotides long. RefSeq lists its product as uncharacterized. Gene Ontology annotation, biological process: mitochondrial protein processing; mitochondrial proton-transporting ATP synthase complex assembly. Gene Ontology annotation, cellular component: extrinsic component of mitochondrial inner membrane. Lineage: Eukaryota; Heterolobosea; Eutetramitea; Acrasida; Naegleriidae. The coding region runs from base 1 to 702 and encodes 233 amino acids. The transcript has a single exon. Gene Ontology annotation, molecular function: metalloendopeptidase activity. The record is from RefSeq and is a predicted model, not a curated record.
AUGAGUGAUAACAACACUAGUGGAAACAAUACAUCAUCAACCAAUCAAAAUCACUCACAAGCAAAGGAGGCACUAUUGCAAUCCCAUAAAAAUUGUAUUUCAUUUGUGAAGAAACAAUUAUCGGAUCCUGUCAUUACAUUUGUUUUGCGAGAAAUAGAGAACAUGGGAUGUCCUUUGCCAAAUCCAUUUUUUCGAUGUGAAAGAUGUUUGCACAGCUCGUUGGAUAAACCAAAAUUCAGUGCUGCUUAUGUUUUGGGUUCUUUUGAUAAAUUUGAUAAAGAUGAACAAGAGACUGAUAGUGACACUAUUGAUACAGAUAAUUUCUUUGGUAAACCUGGAGUAUUAUUAUGUGAGGAUGUUAUGGAAAGGUAUUCCAAAUCAGAUGACAAGACUGUCAUUUUACACGAACUUAUUCAUGCCUAUGAUGACUGUAGAGCAAUGAUUAACUGGAAGAGUUGUGAACAAUUAGCUUGUGCUGAAAUUAGAGCUUCCUCACUGAGUGGAGAAUGUGAUUUUUUGCAUGAAACUAGGAGAGGAAAAUUGUCAGGUCUUAGAGGACAAUUCAUGAAUUGUGUCAAGAGAAGAGCAACUUUGUCACUCAAUUCCAGUGCUAUUUGUGGAGGUCAAGAUAAUGCUAAGCAUGUAGAAGAUGUUUUCAAGACUUGUUUCAAUGAUACAGAACCAUUCAUCAAGAGAAUUUAA